Molecule: messenger RNA, 1245 nt
Organism: Kluyveromyces lactis
Lineage: Eukaryota; Fungi; Ascomycota; Saccharomycetes; Saccharomycetales; Saccharomycetaceae
Gene: PBN1
Product: Pbn1p
Exons: 1
Coding region: 1-1245 (414 amino acids)
Biological process (GO): protein processing; GPI anchor biosynthetic process
Cellular component (GO): endoplasmic reticulum membrane; glycosylphosphatidylinositol-mannosyltransferase I complex
Molecular function (GO): mannosyltransferase activity
Source: RefSeq, a predicted model, not a curated record
AUGUCUGUCCAAACAAUACAAUCAGAAUCUUUCAUUGAGGAAAAAAGGAGGAUCACUGUACUCUUGGAUAGGGAUGGAAGAUCAGUCGAAGAAAAGGUGGUUAACAGGGAUGGGGUUAUAACCAUACCUAACCAAUCCGGUCAUGUUCAAGACAGGGCGGUAUUGUUUGUACCGCAGCUUGCAUCGAGACCGGAUUUUAUUCAUAUCUCUUGGAAACGCAACGCUGAAGCUGAUAUUACACCAAUAAAGAGUUAUAUCCCCUAUGGCUUCAAUAUUUUCACAAAUAGCAGCGGUAGCAUCGCCAAAUUUAUUGAUACGCCAGUGGGUAAAGUAUAUUACAGCGAUACAUUCGAGGAUAAUGCGCUGUCAAAGUGGUUUCCACCGGAAUUUGUAGAUCAACUACUGCGGUAUUCUGAGGAUAAUGAUCUUGAUAUAACUGUUACGAGAGGUCGUGUAGAGGUUAACAGAUACUAUGAAUUAACUGAUGAUAAUCUUUUCCCAUUAAAUGGAACCGAAAGCGUAAAAACAGAAGCAGGAAUUUUUCAAGUGGAUACGGAAGACGAUACUGAUACUAGUUUAUCGGGUUUGAGAUGCACAUGGCAUACAGGCUCUGGCGCUCUAAACAAAUGUCAAAGAACUUUGUUCUUCUAUAAUCAGAUAUAUGCGGAUAAAUCGAGCCUGUCUGAAGUUUCUUUGACUCUCUCUGAACCUGUCAAUUUGCACCCUGUUGUUCAAAUCGAUUUAACCUCAAAGAGACCCAUCCACAAUUGCGAAUAUUAUGCAUAUUUCAACCUUCCCAAAUACUUUUUCAUUGAUCAAUUCCAGUCAAUUCCAACACUCUUGUUCGGAGAACACGAUCUUGAACUGCCCGAGUACAAGCUAUCUGGAUUUGGAUCCAUAAGUUUAUUCACCUUGCAACCUGGCUCCAUUAAUGAGGUUACAUUGCACAGUAGAUAUAUCAAGCCAACGAACGAUGGAUCUGCUUUUUUUGAAGCAGCAUUUACUCCCCAAGUAUUUUAUGCCUGUGAUACUUCCAUUGAACUUACGAAACGGUCACCCUUCUAUACUGGAAAAAUCGGAUAUGAACACUUUUUCACUGACAACACCAAAUUUUACUAUCUAAAUUCUACUAAAAUGACAAUUAACCUUCCGAAACUAGACUCAUCUGAUAACUUAUGUAUUCAGCUGUUUACCUUGGGAUUGGUGCUCUUUUCUGUUUUGUAUUUGAUCAGAAAACUUUUUUGA